UGUGUCUAAAAAGCCAUCAUUCUUAAUUAGUGUAGCAGCUAAAAUGGAGUGUUGGUGUGUGAGUAAGAUUAAAUCAUGGUUGUUGAUAUGGAUGACGAUUCUUGUUCUCAUGGUUUGUCGAAUAGAAGGUGGUUGUAUAGAAGAGGAGAGAAAGGCGCUGCUAGAAAUCAAAACUUCCCUUAUUGAUUCAUACUUUCUCGAUUUGGACCAGUUUCUCCCGAGUUGGGUUGAUGAUGGUAGUAUAGGUGGCAAGUGUUGUGAUUGGGAGAGGGUCACGUGCAACACAACCACUGGGCAUGUAACAAACCUGUCUUUGAGAAACAUGGUGGGGAUUCCAGAGAAAUUUUAUGGAGGCUGCAAGAGUAUAUGGCCAUUAAAUGUUUCUGUGUUUCUUAAUUUUAAAGAGUUAACAAGUCUCAAUUUGUCAUGGAAUUGCCUUGAUAACAAUAUUGUGAACACAGGACUUAGAAGGUUGUCAAGUUUGAAGAAGCUAAAGACACUGGAUCUUAGCCUUAAUAGCAUUGGAAAUGAGAUCUUUCACUCAUUGGGUGCUCUGACUUCACUCAGAGUUUUGAAUCUUGGUUACAAUAAGUUGGAAGGAUACUUCCCUGCUCUUGGCAAAUUUGCAGCUUUGGAAAACUUGAAGAUAUUGGAUCUUUCUGGAAACUAUGAUAUGGAAGGCUUCGAGCAAGUUUCUCUAUUGAAGAAGUUGAAAAUUCUAAAUCUUCAGUGGAAUAAUUUCAAUGAAAGCCUUAUAACAUCUUUAAGUGCUCUUCCAAUCCUUAAAUCCCUAGAUUUCAGUUACAAUUGGCUAGGAUUGUCAUUUCCAGUUGAAGAAUUAGCCCAGCUCACUAAUUUAGAGGAGUUGGAUUUAAGUCAUACUUAUCUCAGCGGCACACCAAGUAUCCAAGAAUGCACAAGAUUAUCGAGAUUGAAAAAGUUGAAGAGUAUAAGUCUUCAAUGGAAUGAUUUCAACAAGAGCAUCAUUUCAUGCUUAAGUACUCUCCCAUCCCUCAAGACUCUUGAUCUUUCACAUGGUACUUUAUCGGGAGAUUCACAUUUUAUUAAAAUGAUAAUAACCAAUUGCGUAUGUGUCUCUUUAUUUAUUUCAGAGCUGCUUCAUUUAUCUGAUCUGGAAGUCCUCCUCUUAAAAAAUAAUGAUUUCAAUGGAACAUUACCAAUGGAAGCUUUCACAUCUUUUCACCAUCUGAAGGUCUUAGAUUUGAGUGCUAAUGAAUUUGUUGGGAGCAUCGCAUCAACAAUAAAUGCAUUAUCACCUUCCAUUAGAGUUGUCUCAUUUGCUUACAACAAGCUCAACGGCUCGAUACUUGGUCUAUGUGAGUUGAAGAACCUUUGGGAGUUGGAUCUUAGUCACAACAUGUUCGAGGGAAACCUGCCUCACUGUUUCAAUAGUCUAUCAUCUCUUAAGUUGUUGGAUAUUUCUUCAAAUCAAUUCACGGGAACACUUCCGCCAUCACUAAUCGCCAAUCUCACAUCUCUUGAGUAUGUUGAUUUUAGUGAUAACAAAUUUGAAGGUGCAUUCUCAUUUAGCUCAUUCUCCAGUCAUAAAAAGCUAGAGGUAGUUAUAUUUAAAUGCAACAAUGACAAAUUUGAGAUGGAAACWGAAGAGCCCAUGGGUUGGAUUCCGAUGUUUCAGUUGAAAGCUCUUGUGCUCUCUGGUUGCAAUCUAAAUAGGCCUAAAGCAAGUGUUGUUCCUGGGUUUCUUCUUCAGCAACGCAUGUUACGGAUGAUAGACCUAUCACACAACUCUUUGAGGGGACAGUUUCCGAAUCGGUUGAUUGAGAAUAAUACAAUGUUGGAAGCACUUAUUCUAAGGAACAACUCAUUUGGUGGUACUAUUAGUAUGCCGCUGCAUACUCAUGCUAACCUAAUAUGGUUGGACAUGUCCGAAAAUCAGAUUUUACGUACCAUUCCGGGCGAUAUUCAUAAGUUCUUUCCAUAUUUAGCAUAUUUAAAUUUGUCCAGGAAUAUUUUAGAUGGUUCUAUAUCUUCAAUUGCGGAUCUGGGUUGGUUAAACGCACUGGAUUUAUCUGAUAAUGAGUUCUCAGGAGAAGUACCAAACCGGCUGUUCACAAAUAUUUCAGACUUAUCGGUAUUGAAAUUAUCAAAGAACCUAUUGCAUGGCAUGGUACUUUCAGGAAACUUAAGCUUCGGUCAUUUUAGUUCUCUUGCCUUAGAUAACAAUUGUUUCACUGGGAAAAUUGGGAAUUGGACUAGCAAAGACUCUUAUUUGGAGACUAUGGAUAUUAGCAAUAACUUUUUUACAGGUAGAAUCCCCCAUUGGAUAAGCAACAUGAGUCAAGAGUUUGAACUUGUUGCGAGAAAUAAUAGUUUGGAAGGCCCAUUUCCUUGCGGAAAAACACCAUUCUCGUUUCUGGAUAUCUCACAAAAUUCUUUCUCGGGGCCCAUCCCAUCGUGCUUAAAUUUCCAAGAAAUGAAGCAUCUUCAUUUGGGUUCCAACAAAUUCACCGGAUCAAUACCCAAUGUAUUUCGUAGUUUGCCUCGGGUUUUAACUUUGGAUAUAGGCAACAACUCCUUGUCAGGACGGAUACCCAAAUUUCUUGUUAAUCUAUCCGAUUUAAGGAUCCUAAUUUUGAGAGAAAAUAACUUUAGUGGUUCUAUUCCAAAGCAGUUGUGCCAAUUAAGUGAUGUGAGUUUGAUAGAUUUAGCCGGUAACUCUAUCUCUGGUUCAAUACCUUCUUGCCUCCAAAAUGUUAUAAGCCCUAUCAAACCUGUUUUCAGAGAACUAACAAUUUCCAUCUAUGAGACUUCCUCCCGAUACCAUCAGAGUGUUCUGUUUAAAGAGUAUAAUUCAUUAUUGUGGCUGGAAAUACUUGGGAUGCAAGACGAAGUUCAGUUUACAAUAAAAACUCACUAUCGUUCCUACAAAGGUCACAUUCUUGAUUUGAUGGUGGGACUGGAUCUAUCAUGUAAUAAACUAGUUGGUGAAAUCCCAAAAGAACUAGGGUUAUUGACCCAGAUUCACUCUUUGAAUCUGUCUCACAAUCAGUUGACAGGAACCAUUCCAAUGCAAUUCUCAAAUCUUGAGAAUAUAGAGAGCUUGGACCUUUCUUACAAUGGUUUGAGUGGCAAAGUUCCAUCAGAACUAAUUAAGCUGAAUUCUCUUGCUUAUUUUAAUGUUUCUUACAACAAUCUAUCAGGAAAACUCCCAGAUAUGAAAGCACAGUUUAGUACCUUUACCAGUGAGAGCUAUGAAGGGAAUCCACUUCUUUGUGGGCCACCACUAGAGAAGAAAUGCACGUCUACAUCACAGGUGACCGAUGCAUCAGGUGAAGAAGGCAUUGAUAAAUGGUAUGAGAUCGAUAUGGUAUCCUUCUACGGAAGUUCUGGUGCAACAUGGGUUGUGUUCCUGUUGGGAUUUGUUGGUGUUCUUUACAUCAAUCCUUAUUGGCGUAGAAGGUGGCUAGACUUGAUUGAAGAAUGUAUGUAUACAUUCUAUUACUUCCUUGAUGAUUUAGUAAGGAAGCUGUCGACGCUCUUUCGUAAAUAGUUGUGUGAUUUAUGUAUUUAUAUUUUUCUGUUAUAAAUAAAUGUA
Molecule: messenger RNA, 3577 nt
Organism: Cynara cardunculus var. scolymus (artichoke)
Lineage: Eukaryota; Viridiplantae; Streptophyta; Magnoliopsida; Asterales; Asteraceae
Product: receptor-like protein 9a
Exons: 9
Coding region: 44-3532 (1162 amino acids)
Molecular function (GO): protein binding
Source: RefSeq, a predicted model, not a curated record